Molecule: messenger RNA, 1353 nt
Organism: Cyphellophora europaea CBS 101466
Lineage: Eukaryota; Fungi; Ascomycota; Eurotiomycetes; Chaetothyriales; Cyphellophoraceae
Exons: 1
Coding region: 1-1353 (450 amino acids)
Biological process (GO): polysaccharide catabolic process
Molecular function (GO): chondroitin hydrolase activity
Source: RefSeq, a predicted model, not a curated record
AUGCUUGUCAGUAAGAUUACUCUGCUGUCACUACUAGCAUCCCAUCUCAAUGCACAACCCACCAAUGAGCUAUCCGCCGCAUAUGGCGAGAAUAUCUAUGCACGGCUAUGGCGGACAGCCCUGACAGGGAACCUGAAAGAAGGAUCCGUGGACGCCUGGCCGCACUACACGCAAGGGGCAUACAACAACACGUCGCCAUCGGAAGUCACUCCUGGUGUCUAUGUUAAUACAGAGGCAUCAGGCUGGACGUCUGGCUUCUUCCCGGAUGCCUUGUGGCAACUACAUCGGCGCCAGAAGAGUCUGUGCCACCAGCCUUUUGAAGGAGCGCCAUCUACAGAUCAAUGGGUAGUUAUGGCUCAGGCCUGGACGAGUCCUCUCCAGAGUAACAGCAACCUGACUUCUACCCACGACCUUGGCUUCCUCGCGAAGCCCUUUGAAAGUGCCAUGCAAAUCAAUGGCGAUAAUUGGCUUUCGGUGUUGCAGAACAUGUCCAAUAACCUGGCUAAUCGAUUCGAGCCUAACGCUGGUAUCAUCAGGUCAUGGGAUUGCAAUAACGCGUCAUCCUCGGCCUGGUGCAGCCACGAAGACUCCGUGUUGGUAAUCAUUGAUAACAUGAUGAAUUUAGCUCUUCUGGUACGAUCGGCAUCUAACUAUACGCAUAAUCAGACGUUACUCGACAUCGCCAAAUCGCAUGCUGACAGGACCAUAGCCAACCACGUACGUCAAGAUGGAUCUUCAUAUCAUGUCUGCGACUACAGUUCGACUAGCGGAGACGUAUAUCUCUGUCGUACUGCUCAAGGACUGGCCGAUGACAGCACAUGGGCUCGUGGACAAGCUUGGGGUUUGUAUGGGUUCGCCGAGCUCUACUCGCUGACGGGCCAAUUGCCGUACCUGCACGCAUCGAUGGAGAUGGCGGACUGGUUCAUCGAGCACCUCCCAGCUGACGGCUUGCCAUUUUGGGACUUCGACGCCGAUUAUGUUCCAGACCUUACGCCGAGAGAUAGCAGUGCUGCCACCAUUGCUGCCAGUGGAAUGCUCCUUCUACAGGAACAAGUUUUCGCUUCCUGUUAUGCCGGUAUCGCGCGCAAUUACAAGGUUGCUGCUGUCAACUUAUUGACCGCAAGCAUUAAACUUGCUCUCGCGGGCGAGAUCACGUUUUCCGACAUGCCUCCGUUAGGUGCCGAUACCUAUCUCUCUACAGCAGCAAGCACCGCUGAGUCCGAAGGCUUUGAAGCCAUUCUACUCCAUGGAACGAGUAACAACAACCCUAAAGCAGAUCCCAAGCUGUUUGACAUCGGGUUAAGCUACGGCGACUUCUACUUGAUUGAAGCGGCCAACAGGCUGCUGGAGUAG